AAAGUUGUUUUCCCGCGGAUUUGAUAAAGUUUAGUCUUCCGGGUGUGUGACAUUGAUAAGUUUAGUUAAUUUAUUGAAAUACAUUAUUAUUUUGUUUUAUUAUUGUUUUACAUUGUUGUCAAAGUUAGUCGACAAUUUUUAGAUGAAAAUGCACUUUCUACAACAAAUGAAAUUUGUGUGAAUAUGUAUAAAGUUCUCUAAAGGUUAUGUGUCAAGUUUAAACACGUCAAACAUUAUUACAUUCGAAGUUUCUUUGUGUCUUCAUCAUUGAAUCUUCUUUAUGAAAGAACAAUAUUUUUGUUAAAUAUUCUUGGUGUCCUUGAAUUUAAAGUAAACUAAUAAAUUAUGGAGGAGCCUGUUAAACCUGAGGAAUGCGACAUAGAAAUGGUUGCGGUACCGAAAAAAAAGACUUUAAAGCAAGCACGAUUAUCAUUUCAAAUGUUGAGUUCCGCGGAUUCACCAAACGUCAACAAGAAACGUAAACUUGCGUCUCCAACUCUCAUCGAAUGCAAAAGUCCCAAAUUAUUAAAAACAACGAACAAAUUAAAUUCAUUUGAAUCGACAAAAUCGAAUGUAACGGAAAUUAUCGAUCUCGAAGCGAACGAUGAUAAGGCUGGUGAAAAAUUAAACGAGAAAGAAGCCAAUGAAACAGUCAACAUUGAAUCGUCAGACAUUAAAACUACUCCGAAAUCGAAAAAAACCGAUGAGAAAUCGGCGGUUAAACUGGGAUCGCUUACACGUUUUCUCACCAAAACUGAGAGUAAAGACUCGCCAAAAAAUAAGUCUGAAUCACUUAAGGAAAAUGUAAAACCCAAAUUGACAAGUAAUGAUGAAAUUCCCGAGAAAGUGGAUGAGACGAAAAAAUCCAACGAAAUUGACAUCACUUCGGAAAAUACAAAAAUUUCACCGACAGAAACAACAAAAGUGGAUAUAGAUAAUACAGAGGAAAGUGAUGAAGAAAUUGAUCAAGAACAAGAUAUGGAUGUUUCGAAAUACGAAUCCGACACUGAAAGUUCGGAUGAUGAUCAAAUGACGGAUAAUAAAACAGAUGUCGAUGAAUCCGAGGAGAAGAGAAAAAAUAGCGACGGUAUAAAAACACCUCGCACAAAAAGGGACAUUGAUAUGAAACAAAAGAAAAUGACACCAAAACAAUUAGAGAAACAAUUGGAGAAGCAAAAGCGAAAAGAUGAUAGAAAAAAAUUAAGACUGGAAAGAGAAAAGAAAAGAGACGAGGAACGAGAAAAUCGUAAGAGAUUAAAGGACGAAAAAAAGAAAGAGAAGGAUGAAAAGGAAAAAGCCGAGAGGGAACAAAAGAAAAAGGAGAAGGAAGAAAAGGAAUUAAAGAAGCAAAUGGAAAUUGAACAAAAGCAAAGAGAAAAGGAGGCGAGAAAAGAGGAUCAACGAAAACGUGAAGAAGCAAAAGAGGAAGAAAAGCGGAAAAAAGAAGAAGAGAAACUAGAGGCUGAACGUAAAAAGCAAAAAGCUGUUUCAAGUUUCGUUAGUUUCUUUGUUACAAAAAAGCCAGCAGAAUCAAAGACUGAGCAAAUUACGGCAAAGACAAUGAAUUUUAUGCCAUUUGAAGUGAAAGCCGAUAUGAGAAUUGCACCAGUUUGCCGAAGAACUAUAACCAAUGAAGAGAGGGAGAAAUUUGACGAAAAUUGGGAAAAACAAUCAUUGGAUAAAUCUAAAUUGUACUUGGGAGAAAUAAAGAAUAAAGAAGUCCCGAGGAGAAAAUCAGGUAAAACUUGGCCACCGAAGACAAAAGAGGAAGAAGACGAUGAUGACGUUGUAAUAUUAGAAAGCGAUGACAAGGAGGAAAAUUACAAUGUUGUGGAUCGAGGAAAUGUGGCUGUGGAGAAGCAUCGUGCAAAGUUGCUGAUGUUCAAUGAAAAUCGACGACCUCCCUAUCGAGGAACUUGGAGAAAGAAAAGUUCUUUAAUCACCCCUCGAAAACCAUUCACAAAGGAUGUGAAAUGGUUUGACUAUGAAGUUGAUUCCGAUGAAGAGUGGGAAGAAGAGGAACCUGGAGAAUCUCUUCACGGUUCUGACGACGAAAAAGAUGAAGAAAAUCCUGACGAUAAUGAAUAUGAUGUCGAUAAUGAAUUUAUGGUGCCUCAUGGAUAUUUGUCAGAAGAAGAGGCACAGGCAGAGGAUGACGAGGAUAUGAAUCCGGAAACACAGAAAUUCAAACUGAAAAUUUUAGGCGAACAAUUUGAGGCGGAAAGAAAUACAAAAACUGCUAAACUUAAGCCUAAAGUUAUUGGUUGUAUAUGGCAAAAUUCUGAUAAUACGUACGCUUCAAAUAUUCACUCUCAAGUUCUACAAUUGCUGAAAGAUCGUGAAAUUUGGACCAAUGAAAUACCAAUAAAUUUGCAAUCGUCACCCGAUAAUGAGAGUCUAAAUGGAAGUGAAUGCGGAACACCGUCUGGAAGAAUGAAUUCAGGUCCUGGUGCUAAAAAGACCCGCGUUCCCGAGGAAGCAGUACCCGAUUUAAUUCGUCUAGUGCAUGGAAACGUCAAUGGUCGAGGAUUUCUCAUUAAAGAAUUCAUGUGCUUCUGGACAAAGAAGAAUGAUCUUCGCGUCUCUAAAGUAAGUCUCUCAAAAAAAAUUCGCGAAAUUGCGAGAUGGACAGCGUGUCCCGAGGAGGGUCCAAUGCAUCAGAAGAAUUGUUGGUUCGUCAACGAGGAUGUACGUAAAAAAUAUUUAAACUCCGAAGAUUGUAGUUUGCCGAAUCGAUGGAAUUAUAUUUUAACGCCUAAGAAACGAAUCGAAGUGGCUGCUGAUCUCCAGGAAAAAAUUGAAAAAGACGACAAGGAAAGGGAGAAAGAGAAAAAGAGCGUUCCACUAAUUACUCAGUUUACCAAGAAGUUCACUCAGGAAGAAAUGAAGAAACAACUGUCGGAGGUACCAGCAACAAAAUCAACACCGAACGUAAAUAAAAAACGAGUCGCAUUGAUUUCCGUUGGCAGAGGUGAAAAGUUUCCCAAAUCUCCACGAAUGAGUUUACUCAACAAGUUUAUGGUCGGCGAUAAUGCAAAUAAUGCAACCACCACAAAGAAAAUGGACGAUGACAUUAUAAUAUUAGAUGAUGAUGAGAAAAAGGAGGAAAACACUACCGAACAGGAUGAAAAAUUACAAAACAAGGAAGAAACAAAGGUGGAGAGUUCAGAAAAGAAAGAAACAAAGGUGGAGAGUUCAGAAAAGAAAGAAACAAAGGUGGAGAAUUCAGAAAAGGAGGAAAGUAACGAGAAAAGAAAAAACACAGAAGCAGAAUCAGAAGAUGAUUGUAUAAUGAUCUUGGAUGAAUCAAACGAAGAGAAAGACACUCGGAAAAGUGAAGAAACAAAUCUAGAUAUUAACGAAAAAAAAGUUAGUCCUUCAAAAAUUGUCAACGACAGUGAAGAACUUGAUCAACUUGAUCAUCAAGAAUCUAAAAUGGAAACAUCAACCACUGAAUGAUAUUAAAUUAUAAAAAGACUUUUUAGGCAAGAUCAGUUAUGAGUUUAAAAAAAAAGAAAAAUGUCAGAAAGCUUUUCAAAAAUUACUGACACGAUAAAUUACUUUUUGUAUAUUACGUGUGAGGUGAUUUUUUAGAGUAACGAUCAUAAUACAAUGUAAGUUACUAUAUUUGUUAAUUAUAAUUUACGUCGCGGAACGUAAAUUGUGUAUUUCAUUUGAUAAUAAUUAUUUUUCCAGCUUCUCAAGUUAAUAUGUUCUACAAACGUCAUUUUAUGUUAUUCAUUUUUUUUUCUUUUAAUUGUAGAUUAAAAUCAAAACUUGUUUCCAAUUAUUUAGAUUUUUAACUUUACAAGCUUAAUGCAGUCAUUUUAUUGCUUUUUUGUAGUACUCGUUACAGUAUAGUAAUUAUAUACUCAAAUAUUUCUGGGAUAUUUUUCUCAUUUAGAAAUAAUUUUAAUAGAUUAUCAUAACAUCAAUAGUUAUAAAAUUAUCUUUGUGAUAUCCAAUUAAUGUUAUUGACAUAAACCUGAUUAUUAUAAUAUUAAAUUUCUAGACAAUA
This is a messenger RNA of Leptopilina heterotoma, 4018 nucleotides long. RefSeq names its product chromatin assembly factor 1 subunit A-B-like. The transcript has 10 exons. Gene Ontology annotation, biological process: nucleosome assembly. The record is from RefSeq and is a predicted model, not a curated record. The coding region runs from base 346 to 3459 and encodes 1037 amino acids. Gene Ontology annotation, cellular component: CAF-1 complex; nucleus. Lineage: Eukaryota; Metazoa; Arthropoda; Insecta; Hymenoptera; Figitidae.